UCGCCCUGUCCUUCCUGCCUCCCAGGGCGCCCCGCCGCGGCCCUUCCCGACCGGAGAGCAGAGGCAGCGGGGGGGCGGGGACCGCAGGGUCUGUAAGGGCAGCUCUGGGUGUGACAACAGCUGCAAGAUUGUUUCUGUGUACCUGUGAGAGUCUACUGGCAACUGGAGACAGGCUGUGGCCUAGGGAUUUGUAUGCAUGCAGACUGGGAAUGGGGAGACUGGGACCCACAGGACAGCUACUGGGAGGGCCAGCUGCUGGAGGAGUCUUGCCUGCAUGUGUCCUCCAGCCAGAGAGGACAGCAAGAUGAGGCCUUUGCUGCUACCUGUGCUGCUGGACUCAGUGUGUGCUGUUUGCACCACUGAUGCUUCCCCUGAGUCCGACAGACUGGAUCUGAUUCAUCAGAAUGUUUCAUCUGACUUUCCCUGUGUCCCCAGGAUAUGAACUGGAGCUGGCUGUGAGCCUCCUGAAGGCUGCAAAGACUGACUGCUGAAACCACUCACUACUCAGCUGGGAACAUCUCUAUCCUUCAUCUGAGUAGGCAUUUGCACACCAUGUUAUGGGAUACCACCCACUGUGUGCUGGAGAUGUAGGGUCACUAGACAGGAGAAUGAUGAGAUGUGCAGCCUAUCAGUGUUUCAGCGGUGUUUUUACAGCCAGCUGUUGCUGAAGGGUGAGGUAUCAGUGGAACAGGAGAGGAAGGCAGACAGAAUGGGUGUGUCCUGAGGUAUGCCACUCAUACGUAUUUUGAUAAUGACAUAAAUGCUUUGCAUGUAUUUAGUAAGCUGGAGUAGCUGAUAUCUAACCAAAUGUGGUAUGUGGAUAGUAUACGAUAUAUACAAAUCAAAUCUGGUUUAUAAUUUUCAGUUGAUCUUGUACAAGAUCUCAAGUUCUUCAUUUGUGGGGUCUGUUUGUUGAUUCUGAUUCAAGGACUUCAGCCUUUAUGGGGUAGUAGAAGUUAAAUACCAAGCCAAAUUAAUGUUAAUUGAAGCAAAACUGGGUUAGUAUUAUUUCAGAUGAAGGACGCAGUCACUUUUGGUGACUCUAGGGAAGGACUCUGUGAACUCUGAAAUCCCAAAUCAUUGGUCAAAACAAGUUCUGACUGUUUUCUCUGGUUCAGAUAUAUAUUCCUGCCUGGGCAGAAAUACCUUAGACCAUCCCUGUAGCCUGUGUUCCUUUCUGGAGUCCCUCUCAGUGUUUUUACUGAUGUGAAAUCCUGUCCUCAUGUUGCUUGGUGUUUUACACCCCCAGCCUUCUCUGUGCAUUGGUUGGAAUGCAUUAUUAUACAGCCUUCUGAAGAAUGCCAGCCCCUGGGAUUGGCUUGAUAAGGGCAAUGUAUGAGCUCUCAAGUAUUUUGUCUUCUACAGAGUUUCCUAAAAUGGCAUAAAGCAGUACACAGACUGGGAACUGCUUGAGUGCUUGUGAGCAGCUUGCUUCUAAUGACCGUUGAAGCUGGAGCAGUCUCUACUGGGCCUGUGCUUUCUGUAGUGAAGGAUCAUGGAUUUUCCAGGACAUUUUGAGCAAAUCUUUCAGCAGCUCAACUACCAGAGGCUUCAUGGUCAGCUUUGUGACUGUGUCAUUGUGGUGGGAAACAGGCAUUUCAAAGCCCAUCGCUCUGUUUUGGCAGCAUGUAGCACACAUUUCCGAGCUCUGUUUACUGUAGCAGAAGGAGAUCAGACUAUGAAUAUGAUUCAGCUGGACAGCGAAGUGGUGACAGCAGAAGCUUUUGCUGCUCUGAUAGACAUGAUGUAUACUUCCACACUAAUGCUUGGGGAGAGCAAUGUUAUGGAUGUCUUGCUGGCAGCUUCUCACUUACAUUUGAAUUCUGUUGUUAAAGCAUGCAAGCACUACCUUACUACCAGGACACUGCCGAUGUCUUCACCAAGUGAUAGAGUUCAAGAGCAAAAUGCACGCAUGCAGAGGUCUUUCAUGCUGCAGCAGCUUGGACUGAGCAUUGUGAGCUCUGCCUUAAAUUCUACUCAGAGCACAGAGGAACAACCAAAUACUAUGAGCUCCUCUAUGAGAAGUAACAUUGAACAGCGCACUACUUUCCCUAUCCGUCGUCUCCACAAACGUAAACAGUCUUCUGAAGAUCGGGCCAGGCAGCGUAUUAGGCCUACCAUGGAUGAGUCUAUUUCUGAUGUGACUACAGAGAGUGGGCAGUCAGUAGUUCAUUCACGGGAAGACUUCUUCUCACCGGAUUCACUGAAGAUUGUGGACAACUCUAAGGCUGAUGCUGUUGCUGAUAACCAGGAGGAUAAUACUCUUUUGUUUGAUCAGUCUUUCAGUACUCAGGAAGAUGCUCAAGUGCCCAGCCAGUCUGACAACAGCGGAGGAAACAUUUCACAGAUGUCUAUGGCAUCCCAGGCAACACAAGUGGAAACCAGCUUUGACCAGGAGGCUGCUUCUGAGAAGAACAACUUCCCAUGUGAGAAUCCAGAGGUCAGCAUGAAUGAAAAAGAGCACAUGAGGGUGGUGGUGAAGUCUGAGCCCUUGAGUUCCCCGGAGCCUCAAGAUGAGGUGAGCGAUGUCACUUCCCAAGCAGAGGGGAGCGAGUCUGUUGAAGUGGAAGGAGGAGUAGUGAGUGCAGAGAAGAUAGAACUGAGUCCUGAGAGCAGUGAUCGUAGCUUUUCUGACCCACAAUCCACUACUGAUAGGGUGGGAGACAUCCAUAUCAUGGAGGUGUCAAAUAACCUGGAACACAAGUCUACCUUCAGUAUCUCAAAUUUUCUAAAUAAAAGUAGAAGUGGUAGCUUCAGUGCCAAUCAAAACAGUGAUGACAAUAUUCCAAAUACCACCAGUGACUGCAGAAUGGACAGUGAUGCCUCUUACCUAAUGAGUCCAGAGUCAGGGCCUGCUGUUGGCCAUUCAUCUGCCACUGUCUCUCAUGUCGAGAAUCCAUUUAGUGAGCCUGCAGAUUCUCAUUUUGUUAGACCAAUGCAGGAUGUGAUGGGUCUCCCCUGUGUACAGACUUCUGGGUACCGUGCAGCAGAACAGUUUGGCAUGGAUUUUCCACGGUCGGGCUUAGGCUUGCACUCCCUGUCAAGGGCAGUGAUGGGCUCAGUAAGGGGUGGAGCUAACAGCUUUCCUGGUUACCGACGCAUAGCCCCUAAAAUGCCUGUGGUGACCUCUGUCAGGAGCUCCCAGAUGCAAGAUAACUCAUCCAGUUCCCAGCUGAUCAUGAAUGGGACCACUUCUUUUGAAAAUGGGCAUCCAUCGCAACCUGGUCCGCCACAGCUGACACGGGCAUCUGCAGAUGUCCUUUCAAAAUGCAAGAAGGCCUUAUCGGAGCACAACGUCUUGGUUGUAGAAGGUGCACGCAAGUAUGCAUGCAAGAUCUGCUGCAAGACGUUUUUGACCUUGACAGACUGCAAGAAACACAUCCGUGUGCACACAGGAGAAAAGCCUUAUGCCUGCCUCAAGUGUGGCAAGCGGUUCAGCCAGUCCAGUCACCUGUACAAACACUCCAAGACAACCUGCCUGAGGUGGCAGAGCAGCAAUCUGCCUAGCACUUUGCUUUAACCUUAUCCACUCCAGGCCGGAAGGAGCAUGCCAGUGCAGAGAUCUAGCUCCCUGAAAAACAUGAACCCUGUUUUCUUGAAGGCUGCAGGCUUAGAAGCUGCUCUGGUCAGUCAGUGAACACAACAUAUGAUCGUGCCACACACACAAAAGUCUUGGUUCUAUAAAUUGGGGAUAUAACUGUACCUACCUCACAGGGGUGUUGUGAGGCUUAAACAGCUGUAAGCGGAAAACUUGAGGAUCAUCAGAAAUCACACUGUAGAUGUGUGAUUACAGUGAUGUACAUUCAGGCCUUGGGCUGAUGGGGAUAAAAUCAAUAAAGCUCAGCAGUUCCUUUGCAGGGCAGAGGAGUGAGAGCAUAGUUAUCUCAAGAAGUAGCAUGUUUCAAGAAUGAGAAACUGAAGUGCAAAUUUCCUCUUUUUCUUUUCUUUUUUUUUUUAAAUUUUUCCCCCCUAAAGUGUUUUGUAAAAUUUCAAGCAUUUAAAUAAAUGACCUGUAAACCAAGUUGUUGCAUUAUGUGUGGACAGUAAUGCAAGCACUGUUUACUGUAACUAAUGCAGACCACGUAUCUUGAAAAGAGAAAACUUUGGGUGCACCUGUCUGACAUAAUGCUUUAAAAUAUGCUAAUUAUAAGAACAGUUUUAGGGUCAUGAAUGUAUGUUUGGCUGUUUUGUAGUAAAGGACACUGUGUAAUGAAGGUGCUUAAAUUAAAUCCAAGACAGGUAACUUUUGGGCUGCCAGAUGUGUAUAUGAUUUGAAUACAGCAAGAUCUGGGUGUUUGAUUUUUUUCUGUAGAAACUUGUAGUAAGUGAUAAGUGAAGUACUGUUUCUUGUUCGUGCUGUUCUUAGCAGUAUUUUAACCAAUUUGUAUCUCUUAUGUUAAAAUUCUAUAUACACAGAAGUCUGAAAAGAGCUUGUCUUUGUCUGCUUUGUUAUUUUGAAGGAGAGAGAUAAUUUGUGAUGGCUUUUUUACUGUGUAAGAUAGUCUUUUGCUGUUUCCCAUGCUGAUAGUGAAUUUGAUCCCUGUUAUUGCAGAAACAUAUUGGGUUUUUUUUGACACUCGUAUCUUUAGGCUUUAAUUUCCUCCUCUGUACACUUACUUUUCUUCACAAUUGUGGAUUGUUCUUCAGGUCAAACCAGUCAGGGAUAAUCCUCAUCUGCCAUAUUUAUUUAUGUCUUUAUAAAAUGUAGUUGUCAAAUCUAGUCCUUCCUGUUAAAACAGUGUCAAAAAUGUACUUUUCCACAUACAUUUAUAAAAAAAAACUAACAUAAAUUUGAUUUUAAAAAAUAGCACUGUACACGUUGUAUAGCAGAAAUUCAGUGAUCCUUAUUCUUCAAGUGAGUUGUGUAAAUCUUGCUUUAAUUUCCUUUUCUUUCAUGCUAUUGUAACUAACACUGUCUGCAGUGGGUUUCUUUUUUUUUGUUUGUUUGUUUUUUAUUAAAGAUACACAUGAACUAACUACAGGCAUUCAGCAUAUUAGGUUUGUAAAUAAAAUUUUGGGGCACUUCUGUUGAUAAAUACUGCCCUGCCUUAUGUGAGCUGGGUCAGAGCUACAGCAUGUCUUUUCUGCUCAGGAGAGACAGGAUUUACAUUUCAUAGUGUCUAAGUCACAGAGCAACAGCUUUCCAUUAAUAUUAAAAAAAGAAUGGCAAACCUUUCGCUCUUUUUUUAUUCUGUCCAGCAAAUGUAUCCUCCGUGAUGAUAUUCAGCAGUUUUAUGGAAUUUGUGCUACCUAAUAGUUAGCUUUCUUAAACAUCUCAGAUUUAUAUUUAGAUAAACUGAAAAUAAAGUCCUAAUCCACAGUUCUGUAGGUCAUUUAACAGGAUGAUAUCAAAACUGUUGAAGCACAGAAACCAAACAGUCACUAAACUGUCACAAACCAAAGGAAAUAUGGAAAUCUUUCUGUACCUGGCUUUAUGUGAAAUAGUAGUCUGCUAAUAGGGAAGUGUGUCUUUAAUUACACUGCUUCAUGUUGAAAAAAAUUGCCAGAUGUCUGUCAAAGUGUCAUUUGUACCUUGAGCAUCCAAGGUAAACAGGAACAUAGAAACACAGUGAAUGACUGGAUUAAUUCAUUUAAAAUAUUAGUAUUUUGUCAUAGGUUUUAUUUAAUGGUCAUAUUUCUGGCUCUUGAUUUUAUAAGCAUUAAGGAAAUGUGCUGCAUUUUUUAAAAGCAUUAGGAUAUGCUGUAUUUUAAUUGCUAAUGAUUUUGAUAUCGGGCGACUAACAGCAUUGAGCUAUACUAAGCAAUCUCACUGAAACAUUAAUAAACUGCAGUAUUUUGUACUUCAGUAUUUUCUCAUGUAUCCUUAUUGGUAAUGUCCUGACAUUGUUUCAACUCCCUUGCAUUUCUAGUGUUUUGUUUUAAAAAUAGGGGGUUUUUGUAUUUUCUGUCUGGUCCUAUAGCACAUCUGAAUUCCUUGAAUUCUUACACAUCACAAUAAAGCAUCUAUCUGAGUAAGGAGAUUAGAGUAAUUAAGAACUAAUAUGAGCAGAUAAAUAUACUUAACUAUACUUUUGAUCUGUUUUUAUAAAAAAAUGAUAUUUCAAAAUAACAGAACUUGUGCAGGAGGACUUCUGUCUUCUUUCUUUAAGAAAAGAUGCAACUUAGAGCAUUUUUUGGAAGUAGCAAUUUUAAAUUUCAUUAUUCAUUGAGAUCUAGUGCAUCUGGAGGAGCACACUGCAAACCCAGGAGCCUGUGGCUGGCUUGUUGCUCUCUUAGACUUCCAGUAUGAAGCAAUACCUCAGAAUUGUUAUCUCCACUUAACUACCCUCUACAGUAAAACGAGAGUCUCUCAUCUCAAAGCCUAGUAACUUUGUCAGAAUUUAUCACUCUGACUUUUGUUCAAAAUUUAACUUUGCAAAUGCUACAGUGACAUCUCAUGUGAAGAUGUCCAUAUGUUAGUAGUAUGAAACAUCUGAAAAUAAACUCUGCAUUUUUGUGCUGCUGUGUCUGACUUGA
Molecule: messenger RNA, 6477 nt
Organism: Pezoporus flaviventris
Lineage: Eukaryota; Metazoa; Chordata; Aves; Psittaciformes; Psittacidae
Gene: ZBTB5
Product: zinc finger and BTB domain containing 5
Exons: 4
Coding region: 1496-3520 (674 amino acids)
Biological process (GO): regulation of transcription by RNA polymerase II
Cellular component (GO): nucleus
Molecular function (GO): RNA polymerase II cis-regulatory region sequence-specific DNA binding; protein binding; DNA-binding transcription factor activity, RNA polymerase II-specific
Source: RefSeq, a predicted model, not a curated record